UGUCAGCAACCCGGAGGCCGUUUGUACUUGGCCGCGGCCAGGCGGACUCCAGUUCCCGUGACAGACAGGGGCGGGGGCAGGGGGGCCGCCUGUCCCGGGGCUCCGCACGAGGGCAUCUCCCAUUCUCCUGCCUUCGGGCUCCGCUCUGGACCCGGCAGCGGACGCAAGUCGGGGUGCUGCACGCCCCGGGAGUUGCCAGACCCGGGCGCGAUGGCUCCCGUGAGGAGUGGGGCGGGAGGUGGCCGAGGGCUGGGCGCGCCCCUCGCGCCGGGAGCGUUAUGAGCCGGGCAAAGGGCCGCUGCAGCAGCUCCAGCCUCAGCCUCGGCCGGCGCCUUCCGCCGGCCCUUGCCCGCCCGCCCCCGCGCACCAUGCCGACCCCCGCCCUGUGGAGUCCGCCGCGCAGCCCCUUCUUCCUCUCUGGCCCCCGCUAAGCCUCGCGGGAGUGGUCUUGGCCGCCGGGGCAGCCGCCCAGGCCGCGCCCCGGGGGGAGGCGGAACCGCGGGGCGCCCGGAGUCCCGGCUCAGCCCUUCGCUCUCCAGCCGCGUGCCCCUCCCGGCCGCUCAGCGCGUCCGCGGCGAUGGGGGCGCUGCUGGCGCUCUGCCUUCUCUUGGGCUGGCUGCGCGGGGGUCCGGCGGACGCCCAGCAGUCCGGAGAGUACUGCCACGGCUGGGUGGACGUGCAGGGCAACUACCACGAGGGCUUCCAGUGCCCGGAGGACUUCGACACGCUGGACGCCACCAUCUGCUGCGGCUCCUGCGCGCUGCGCUACUGCUGCGCCGCGGCCGACGCCAGGCUGGAGCAGGGCGGCUGCACCAAUGACCGCGGCGAGCUGGAGCACCCCGGCAUCACGGCGCAGCCCGUCUACGUUCCCUUCCUGAUCGUUGGCUCCAUCUUCAUUGCCUUCAUCAUUCUGGGCUCUUUAGUGGCUGUUUAUUGCUGCACCUGCUUGAGACCCAAGGAGCCCUCGCAGCAGCCAAUCCGAUUCUCGCUCCGCAGCUAUCAGACGGAGACCCUGCCCAUGAUCCUGACCUCCACGAACCUCAGGGCUCCUUCCAGGCAGUCCAGCACGGCCACCAGCUCCAGCUCCACAGGGGGCUCCAUCCGAAGGUUCUCCUUUGCCAGGGCAGAGCCAGGCUGCCUGGUGCCCUCACCACCCCCGCCUUACACCACAGGCCACCCAAUCCACCUGACCCAGCCGUCCGGUUUCCUGGUGUCACCCCAGUACUUUGCUUACCCACUCCAGCAGGAGCCACCACUGCCUGGGAAGAGCUGUCCAGACUUCAGUUCCAGUUGACAGGCCAUGGCUACAGAUCCACCGUGUAGUGCAAUGGCAGACCCACGGACGCUGCUGCCACGGCCACCAGGAUUUCUGAGGAAAUUUCCCUUGAACCCAGCAAUGUCAUGGAGGAAAGUGCAAGGAAAAUACAGCACCUUCUAAUCUUGAGGUUCCUGGCUCCAGUUGCAGAAUGGCUGUUAGAGAAUUGCUUUCUGGCUUUGAAAACAUGGUGACUAUUACAUUUCAAUUUAUGUUACUUUUAUUCAAAAUAGGCAGUAGUCCGACUUUAAAGUUACAAAUUGGCUGAAGAUGUUUUAUUGGACAACUCAGCUAUCCUGCUUAGAAAAGGCCUACGUGUUCUUUUUUCAUUAUAAGUUGUUUAGUGAGUGAUAAUACAAAUAUAUAUAUAAAUAAAGAAAUAUACCUGAUUGUAAUUAUUGAAGGUUCACUUAAAAAUUAAUUGCUAAGUAAACUGAGGGGACAGUGAACAACCUAUUUAUAAUUUGGGGAGCAACUUAACCGUGAAUAAUAUUAGCAUCAUGAGAACAGUUACUUUUUAAAUUAACAGCUAAAUUUUGUUUAAAAUAUAAGAGCGUCUUGAGAAUACAAGAUUUCAAUAACCACAUGAGAAGUUUAACAUUUUAAAUAUUUACUUAGAUAUUCAUUGUAACAGAGAUCUUAUGUAAAAGCAUUUUCCCCACCCACCCGAGGGAGUAUUUAUUGCAGACUUUUUGUUCAGCAACAUUUAGUGUUUAAAUGAAAGUUGGACAGUUGGUUCUUAAAACAUUUAUUUGUAAAAUGACUUAUGUACAAAUGUAAAGGUUUGUAAUUUAAUGUAUUUACCACAUUGACGGUACUGAUUAGUAGUCGCACUGUAAUUUUUUAUGUUAAUAAUAAGUGUGGAGUUCAAAGUCCAGCUUUGGCUGUAAUCAUCUAAUAGUAUGUAUCUUAAGUGCCACUGGAUUCCAUGUCUGAUGACUAAAUAUUUGGGCAUAUAUCCUGCUGGAUUAGAAUAAAUAAAAUGCUUUAUGUUUUCGUGAAAUCUCUUUGAA
This is a messenger RNA of Balaenoptera acutorostrata (minke whale), 2328 nucleotides long. RefSeq names its product shisa family member 3 (gene SHISA3). The record is from RefSeq and is a predicted model, not a curated record. The coding region runs from base 578 to 1294 and encodes 238 amino acids. Lineage: Eukaryota; Metazoa; Chordata; Mammalia; Artiodactyla; Balaenopteridae. The transcript has 2 exons.